AGAAUGAAAACAUAGCAGCAAAACGUACAACGAGCUCAACACACAUUUCGCGAAAGCUGCGGUGUGCAAUACCUAAGUCCACAAAAUGAAACUAACGAUAAAAAUAUUGAAAGGAGAGGAAUACUCCGUUGAGAUCGCGGAAGAAUCAACAAUCCAACAGAUCAAGGAAGAAAUUGAGAAGAAAAGUUCGAUACCGGUUGAACAUCAGAAGCUGCUCCUCGUAGGGAAGGCACUAGCAGACGAAAAGACAGUCGCUUCCUACAGCAGUAUUGCCGACGGAACGAAAUUAACGCUGGUUGUUAAAAAACCGGACCCAUUGCGGGACGUUAUCUAUCGUCACUUCAAACGUUACCUACAGGAAGAGCAAUCCCAACGAUUGACCACGAAAUUUAUGGAUGAUUUUGAACAGAAGCUAACCCAACUCAGCUUGGAUGAUUUGGAAAAGAUUGCUACAGAAAUGUUAGCUAAAAAGGGACAAAAUGUCACCAGCGGUGAGAAUGCAUAACUUUAAGAACUGUGGCUGUGGACGUCGGAACAAGUAAUGUACGAUUUACGAAUUAAUAUUGUUUAAAUAUUAAAUAAAUCAUGUCACUGUGUCUGUGA
Molecule: messenger RNA, 603 nt
Organism: Anopheles moucheti
Lineage: Eukaryota; Metazoa; Arthropoda; Insecta; Diptera; Culicidae
Product: ubiquitin-like protein 4A
Exons: 2
Coding region: 86-505 (139 amino acids)
Biological process (GO): post-translational protein targeting to endoplasmic reticulum membrane
Molecular function (GO): protein binding
Source: RefSeq, a predicted model, not a curated record